UGCGGGUACCAUGUCUACUACUCUACCGCUCUUCUGGGACAUCUCCUCGGCUUCUCCAAAUACUCGUAUCAAUGCCUCUGUGAAGCUUGUCAAUUCUCUUGAGCAUUUUCAAUCUCAAUACGUACCGAAGCAAAGCGCGGGACAUGGAGAGGACGACGACGAGAAGGAUAUGGGCGACGGCCUGGGUGCGCUGAAUGCGCGGGACGUGGCGUACUCGAUACGUCGGCUAGUGAGGGGAUUGGCCAGUCCGAGGGAAAGCAGUCGGUUAGGUUUUGCAGUUGCGUUAACGGAGCUGUUAUCCAGGAUCGACACUGUGACAUGCUCCCAAAUCGUUGCCCUUCUUCUGGACUCGUCGCAAACCCAAGGUCUUGCGACCGGUCAGGAGGAACGCGACAUGCUCUUCGCUCGCCUCUUCGGGCUCAUCUCCGUGAUCCAGUCUGGGCUGCUCUUCCGCGAUACGGCCUUGCCGUCUUCCUCAAGUCUCGUCUCGAGCUUGGACAACUACAAGCAGGUGCUCACUCAGCUGGUCGAACUCGGCGAGAAGAAGUCAUGGCUGCGCGAGAGCGCCUGGUGGGCGAUCGGUCUUGCCAUUGACGCACUCCAGGAGUCGGAUGCCUCGUGGAAGGAUGACGCUCUAGAAUCUACCAUAAGCAUCGUGUUUGCAGAGAAGAAGUCCUGGACGCCCGAGAAGAUAGCUAUCACGCUAAAGCUACAGAGUCACUUGCCUUCCCGAGAUUGGGAGAAGGUCCUGUCGCCCACGUUCAAAAAUCCGGAGUUGCUGAGCACAGGAAACCUAGGCACUGUGGCUCGGAUACUGAAGGAAUCAAGCGUCGACGAUGACGAGGAGUCUGACGUCCCCAAGUCGGGAGCCUGGAAGCCUCAGGUACACUUUGUCUGGGACAUGCUCCUGGACCGAGUGUUAUCUCCUCCUACGACGCAGAAGGGCUCGAACACGGCUGUAUUCCCCGACUUCUUCCGGAUAGUUGUCGAUGAGUCUUUGUUCUCGUCCACGUCUUCUCCGGAGCGCAAAUACUGGGGCUUUCAAAUAUUUACCAAAGCACUUCCUCGUCUCAGUGCCGGCGAUAUGCCUAUGGUCUUCACUAAAAACUUCAUGCGGUCAUGGAUCAACCACCUGUCCAACAGUGAUCGGUAUCUCCACAAGGCUGCGAGGCAAGUGGUCUCAGACAUACAGUCUCAUGUCAAAGAAAACCCGACCCUUGGUUUCACUCUCAUCUUGCAACUCACGGGUGUGAACGGAAGCCGCCAGUUUGACAAGCUAACCAAGACGAAAACGGUUGAGUCGAUCCUGACGUCAAUGGAUAAGGCCGGCAUCCAGAGCUACAUCGACUACCUUCUGAAGCAAGUGAAUGAUGUCCAGGCCGGCGAGCCGAUUGACGCACAAGCCGUGAACUCCCGGCGCACAUGGAUCAUCGACCAAUUGGCCGCCCUCGUCCGCAAUGGUGCAAUCCCCAAAAGUGAUGACUGGGUGCAGUCUAUUCUGGACUGGCUCACCGUUCAUGGUCUCUUUGCCGUUACAAAGAAGUCCGAGAAGAGCCCCAUUUCGGCGCUCCACAGCGUGCCUGUACCACAAUUCUCCGAUGACCUGAGGAAGCUGUGCCGAGACCGCCUGCUCAGUUGUUUAGCCGACUUGACGGGGCAGGCCACAGUCGUGGAGAAGGAGGACAAGUCUGUUGUCAAGAUGCCCGCAGCGGCGUCCGACGGGCGGUUCUGGGUCGACCGAGUGCUAUCAACUAUUGAGCAGCUCGAGAAGGAUACAAAGCACGUUGCAAUCCUCACGGAGGUCGACGAGGAGGAUCAAGUGCUUCGGGUCAAGGCACGUCAGCUUGCCGCGCGGCUGCAGGCUGUUCCGGAGCCUCAACGGGAGGCCGCGAAAGGUGCCGAACUUCUUCUCUCAGCCACCCUUCUUCAGCAGUACUGCGCCGAAGAGGAAGCCGGUGUGGAAACGCUUGAGAGCUGUAUUGAUGGCGCGACACGAAUGUUUCCAGCGGAGACGAAGAAAAGCAAGAAGUCGCGCAAGUCCGCUGGAGGCGAUACUGGGGAUGACGCGGCUGACGCGCUGGAGCCUGUGGAUGUUCUGGUGGACAAUGUUAUCGGCUUCUUAGAGCAAGCUACUGCGUACUUGCGCGCGGUGGCCAACCAAGUGUUCUUGCUGCUGUCGGGCUCCGUCAAAGAGAGCACCAUUAGUCUCAUUCUUACGCAAUUGGAGCGUCGUGAUCCUGCCGAACUCAUGGCAGAUGAAGACGAAGAGACGGAGGACGACGAAGACAGUGAAGAUGAGGAGGAAGACGAAGACGAGGACGAGGACUCAUCCGAGGAAGCGGAGGAUGGAGAGGAGGAUGCCGACGAGGAAGAGGAUCUUGAACUCCGGAAGAAGAUUGAGGAAGCCUUACGAAUCAAUGGAGUGGAGGCAGCAACUGGUGAAUCUGACGAUGAGAGUGAAGAGGAUCUCAUGGACGAUGAUCAGAUGCUUGCCAUCGAUGAACAGCUAGCUGCGGUCUUCAGGGCACGCGCCACGGAGAAAAAGUCGGGGAAAGAUGUCGAUGCACAGCGGGAGGCAACACAUUUCAAGAACCGUGUACUCGAUCUCCUCGAGAUAUUUCUCAAGAAGCAACCGUCCAGCCACCUGACUAUCCGCUUGAUUCUCCCGCUGGUAGACCUAGUCGUGGGCACAGGCCCAGACGAGAGGCAAUUGGCUGACAAGGCGACUAGUGUCCUCCGGUCCCGAGUAGGCAAGGCCAGGGAAACUCCUUCGUCUGUCGAUAAGGACCAGGCUGCUGAGUUGCUUCAAGAGUUACACUCGCGGGCCAGGAAGGCACCUUCGGCUGACGUUCUUGCUACACUGAGCGCUUGUAGCAUCUAUGUGGCGAGAGCGCUGCAUAACGCAGGUGAAGACGCACCGAUUGCGCAGGCCUACCGAGAGUCCCUAAGUGACUUCGUCACCCGCAAGGCUUCCCGGUUGAAUGCACAGUUCUUCCAAGACCUCGUGCGUCGACAGGUGGCAACUGCUUGGGCUCUGCGGGAAGAUCUCCUCGACCUCGCUGGCAAGGCGGUCAAUGUCUAUCGACAAUGUCAGGCAUUCCUGUUUCUGCAGCUCCUGAUAAAAGAGCUUCCGCAGCUUAGCGACCACGAUGUCAAAGCCGAUAUUCUGAUAUUCUUCCCAAAGCUGCGAACCGCUCUACUCGACGUGAUCUCACAAGCAUGCGAUGCGUCUGACGCAUCUCUUACCGCAGCCCAGGUCAAGGAGCUCCUCAAACUAGGGGUAUUGGCUGUUCGCCACACGCGCCGUAUGUCCGCAAGCACUGAAGAGUUGGCAACCGUAUGGAGUCCCCCAUUAUGGAACGACCUAGCGAGUAAAUUGGCGGCGAGUCCUCGUUUGAAGUCAUCAACAGGUUUGCAGUCGUCGUGUAAAGAGAUAGCCCGGUCUACCGGCCAGUCUGCGAAGCCCGGCGCCGACGGGACUGCGAAGAAGGGUGAUGCAGAGGAUAAUACUGCAGCCAGCAAGCGCAAGGCUGGUGAGCUCGAGGAAGCUCCUGGGCCACAAAAGGCCAAACACAAAAAAGCCAAGAAAGCGAAAGCGUCCUAG
Fomitopsis serialis is the source of this 3604-nucleotide messenger RNA. RefSeq names its product DNA polymerase phi-domain-containing protein. NCBI's taxonomy places the organism in Eukaryota, Fungi, Basidiomycota, Agaricomycetes, Polyporales, Fomitopsidaceae. Gene Ontology annotation, molecular function: rDNA binding; transcription factor binding. Gene Ontology annotation, cellular component: nucleolus. The coding region runs from base 11 to 3604 and encodes 1197 amino acids. The transcript is spliced from 13 exons. The record is from RefSeq and is a predicted model, not a curated record. Gene Ontology annotation, biological process: regulation of DNA-templated transcription.